Molecule: messenger RNA, 1685 nt
Organism: Hippopotamus amphibius kiboko
Lineage: Eukaryota; Metazoa; Chordata; Mammalia; Artiodactyla; Hippopotamidae
Gene: ENO3
Product: enolase 3
Exons: 11
Coding region: 135-1685 (516 amino acids)
Biological process (GO): glycolytic process
Cellular component (GO): phosphopyruvate hydratase complex
Molecular function (GO): phosphopyruvate hydratase activity; magnesium ion binding
Source: RefSeq, a predicted model, not a curated record
AGUGCUGUCCCAGCGGUAUCAGCAGGGCGCCGCGCCAACUCUGAGGGCUGUCUAAAUUCGUCGGCCUGCCCCCUCCCCCACUCCCCUUGCUGGCCCGGAGAGGGUAGGAUGGGGUGGAGCCGAGAGAGGCCGCAAUGAGGACCCUGAGAGCCAUGGCCAUGCAGAAAAUCUUCGCCCGGGAAAUCCUGGACUCCAGGGGCAACCCCACAGUGGAGGUGGACCUGCACACCGCCAAGGGCCGAUUCCGAGCAGCUGUGCCCAGUGGAGCUUCCACAGGAAUCUAUGAAGCUCUGGAACUAAGAGAUGGAGACAAAUCUCGCUACCUGGGGAAAGGGGUCCUGAAGGCUGUGGAACACAUCAACAAGACUCUAGGCCCCGCGCUGCUAGAAAAGAAACUAAGCGUGGUGGAUCAAGAAAAAGUUGACAAAUUUAUGAUUGAGCUAGAUGGGACAGAGAAUAAGUCCAAGUUUGGGGCCAAUGCCAUCCUGGGCGUGUCCCUGGCCGUGUGCAAGGCCGGAGCAGCUGAGAAGGGGGUUCCGCUCUACCGACACAUUGCAGAUCUUGCCGGGAACCCAGAGCUGAUCCUCCCAGUCCCUGCCUUCAAUGUGAUCAACGGGGGCUCCCAUGCCGGAAACAAGCUGGCCAUGCAGGAGUUCAUGAUCCUGCCCGUGGGAGCCAGCUCCUUCAGGGAAGCCAUGCGCAUCGGUGCCGAGGUCUACCACCACCUCAAGGGGGUCAUCAAGGCCAAGUAUGGGAAGGACGCCACCAAUGUGGGUGAUGAGGGCGGCUUUGCACCCAACAUCCUGGAGAACAAUGAAGCCCUGGAGCUGCUGAAGACAGCCAUCCAGGAGGCUGGUUACCCCGACAAGGUGGUGAUUGGCAUGGACGUGGCAGCAUCCGAGUUCUAUCGCAAUGGGAAGUAUGAUCUCGACUUCAAGUCACCCGAUGACCCCGCACGGCACAUCAGCGGGGAGAAGCUGGGGGAGCUGUACAAGAGCUUCAUCCAGCACUAUCCUGUGGUCUCCAUCGAGGACCCUUUUGACCAGGAUGACUGGGCUACCUGGACCUCAUUCCUCUCGGGGGUCAACAUUCAGAUCGUGGGGGAUGACCUCACAGUCACCAACCCCAAGAGGAUUGCCCAGGCCGUUGAGAAGAAGGCCUGCAACUGCCUGCUGCUGAAGGUCAACCAGAUUGGCUCAGUGACCGAAUCCAUCAAGGCCUGCAAACUGGCUCAGUCUAACGGCUGGGGGGUGAUGGUGAGCCACCGCUCCGGGGAGACCGAGGACACGUUCAUCGCUGACCUGGUGGUGGGGCUCUGCACGGGACAGAUCAAGACUGGUGCCCCGUGCCGCUCAGAGCGUCUGGCCAAAUACAACCAGCUCAUGAGGUACAGUGGGAGCACUGGGCCUGGGUGUAAGGAACUGAGGGCUCUUGGGUUGGAAUAUCACAGCCCUGACUUUGUCUGCCUUCCAGGAUUGAGGAGGCUCUCGGGGACAAGGCUGUUUUUGCUGGACGCAAGUUCCGUAACCCAAAGGCCAAGUAAGAAGCUGGAGGCCCCAGGAGCCAACAGGACAGAUCUAGGCCUUCAAGCCCUUCCCCCUGAAAUAAACACUGGUGCCAACCAAGGCAGUGGCCUGCUUGUUUGUGGGAGCGAGGGAGGAGAUGCUGAUCUCUGGGCUGGAUGA